AACUUCUUUAGAAAAAAAAUACUUUCAACAAUGGCUUACUUUUCUUCUUCAAACAAACUUAUGUUCUUCUUCUCAGCUUCUCUUCUCCUGUUCUUAUUCUCAACCAAUUUUGUGGCUGGAGAAUCCGACAAAGUGAAACUCAAUCUUUACUAUGAAUCACUUUGUCCAUAUUGUCAUAAAUUCAUAACCAAUGAUCUAGUGAAAUUCUUCAAGUCCGAUCUCCACAGAAUCGCCGAUCUCAAGCUAGUUCCAUUCGGUAACGCAAAAGUCUCCGACAAUCUGACUGUCACUUGCCAGCAUGGUGAAGAGGAAUGCAAACUAAACGCCAUUGCAGCUUGCGCCAUAAGAACUUGGCCCAAUCCGAAAAUGCACUACUGGUUCAUAAGGUGCGUUGAAAAGAACACAAAAAACUGGGGGGAAUCAUGUUUUAAGACAUAUGGUGGUGAGAAAGCCAUCAGGGAUUGUUACGCCGGAGAUCUCUCUAAAAAACUUAUACUUGGUUAUGCAAAGCAGACUUUGAAUUUGAAGCCAAAGAAAAAAUACGUACCAUGGGUCACAGUGAACGGCACACCACUCUAUGACAAUUAUGAUGAUUUUGUGGCCCAAGUGUGCAAAGCCUACAAUGGAAAGGCUCCUCUCCCAAAACUCUGCUAUUCCUCUGCUUCGGCAAAGAAGAAAGCGUUGAAGCUUCAAGUCUCCUAUGCCAACGAAGCCUUCCAUUACUAAGAAAUGUACUUAUUGAACUACGAUGGACUUAAGUUUAUGUUAUAAAAGGAACUAGAUUUUGACCCGUACGUCCGUACGGGUGUAUAUUUCAAAAAUAUAUUGUUAUUUAUUUUUCACGUCAAUAUCAAAAUUGGAUAAAAAAUUCAAA
Raphanus sativus (radish) is the source of this 874-nucleotide messenger RNA. RefSeq names its product gamma-interferon-responsive lysosomal thiol protein. NCBI's taxonomy places the organism in Eukaryota, Viridiplantae, Streptophyta, Magnoliopsida, Brassicales, Brassicaceae. The record is from RefSeq and is a predicted model, not a curated record. Gene Ontology annotation, molecular function: oxidoreductase activity, acting on a sulfur group of donors, disulfide as acceptor. Bases 31 to 726 code for a protein of 231 amino acids. The transcript is spliced from 5 exons.